Messenger RNA from Chelmon rostratus (copperband butterflyfish), 3137 nucleotides. Its product is annotated as SLAIN motif-containing protein-like. NCBI's taxonomy places the organism in Eukaryota, Metazoa, Chordata, Actinopteri, Chaetodontiformes, Chaetodontidae. Gene Ontology annotation, biological process: microtubule nucleation; positive regulation of microtubule polymerization; cytoplasmic microtubule organization. The transcript has 9 exons. The record is from RefSeq and is a predicted model, not a curated record. Gene Ontology annotation, cellular component: microtubule plus-end. Bases 271 to 2169 code for a protein of 632 amino acids.
CUAUCAACAAGCUAGUUAGCAGUGAGCGAUGUGGUGAACGCUAUCGAUGAUGCUCCAGCAACGACAGGACAUGGACUAGCCGACUGAGAGCUACUCCGGUGCCGGGACAAUCACCAUCGGGCUGAGGACCGUCUCAGGUGGCUGUAAUUAGCUGCUACAUUCAUGCGGUCGCUGGUGCAGAGGGGGGUUUGAGCUCUGAGUGGCGGGCAAGCUCAGUCAUCAGCUCGCUGGGACAAGUGGGACAACACGGCUCACUCACCGAGCACGAGCAUGGUGGUCCCGGACAGCGCCAGCGUGGUCCCCCAGCCUGGCAAUGGCAGUCCCACUGGCCUCAUGGAGAGCUCCAAGCCCGGGUGCGAGGAGGAAGUGGAGGGGGGUCAAGACCUGGCAGGGGUGGAGCUGGAGGAGGUCCGAAAGCUGCAGGAGCUUGUGCAUAGGUUGGAGGUCCAGAAUGAGACCCUGCGCAACAGGGGGAGCAAGAAGGCCGUCAUCCACAGAGGAGCCGGCAGCAACAGCAACCUCACAGCCACGGCCAACAUCAAUGAGAGGCUGGCUUGUGAAGGGGUGACCAACUCCUGCCUCAGGUUGGAGCACAGCGGCGAGCUGGGGGGCACAGACUUUGAGCUGUCACCCCCUCAGGACAGCAGCAGCAGCGGCGAAGAGAUGUCCCCUCUGCCCGUGGCCCACAGGCUGGAGGAAGGGGACGAAGAAGAGGAGGUAGAAGAGGACGACCAGGGUCCGUGCGGGGGCUUUCUCACCCUGACCUACAGCAACGGAGGGGCACAGUCCGGGGGGCAAAGCCAGACGCCAGAGAGCCCCUCUCAGGACAGUUACGAGUCAGAGACACUUGCUGAGAGCGACUCAGGGGUGGACCAAACUGCACUAGAUGAAGUGGAUGUCCUAGAUUUGGAGGACGAGUGUGCGGAGGUAGAGGACGAGGACAGUUGGUUGUACGUGUCUCCAAAAAAGCAAGCGGCAGAUCCGGGCACCGAGUCUCCAUUGAAGUGGUGUCGGCAGGCUCUUGACCACCGCAGCCCAGAGACAGAAAUGGCUUGUCGGACCCUGAUCAGCCGCUUGGACCAGACGUCUCGAUGGAGGAACAUGUACAGUAGUCCAUCGGCAGAGGCAGGCUCGGCAGGCUCAGGCCUGAUCUCUCCUGGGUACCACAAAUCAACUAACAAAUCCCUACUAACCUGUGGCACUUCAGGUGUCACAAGCAUGCAGUCAGCCCUGAGCUCGCAGUCCUCUAUAGACAGUGAGCUCAGCACAUCAGAUGACUCCAUCUCUAUGGGCUAUAAGCUGCAGGAUCUCACUGAUGUCCAAAUCAUGGCUCGCCUACAGGAAGAGAGUCUGAGGCAGGAUUAUGCUUCCAGCUCAGCAUCCGCAUCGCGUCGCAGCUCCACGGCCUCUCUGCAGUCCUUGCGCCGGGGUGGCACCUACAGCGAUCAGGAAUUUGACAGUUACAGCCUGGAGGAUGAGGAAGAUGAGUUCUGCUCCAUGCCCCAGCGGCGGCAUCGCUUUACCCCCUCGCCCUUAGGCUCACCCCGGUGCCUGUCUCCCUCCACCUCCAACCACGGUCAGGAAUACAGCAGCCGACUCGGGGCCCCGCGCACAAGAACACCCAGACGAUCUCUCCAGGGCCCCAGUGCAGAGCUGCUGAAAUUUGCCAAGAGUGAGGAGGAGUUGAGGCACAGCAUGCCUAACCUGGCCCCCCGCACCAGCCUACGUUCCCUGGAGGCAGUCAGAAACAGCCGUAGCAUGGAGGCUAACCUCCAGAGCUCUGGCAACCGCAUGUCCCACCUGACUCACUCCCCCUCCACAGGUAUGGCUUGUAGUCGGCUGCGUAGCAACGGCCAGUCACCUCUCUCCCUGCGGGCGCCAGUUAAAGCUGUCGCUCCCGUGGGCUCCAUGGUGCCCGGUCGUCAGCCUUCCAGAGGUCUGCCUGUUGUCCAAGCACCUCCUGCAGGAGGGGGCCGCAGGGUCCAGUCCCCAGGUUCUGCCAACGGCGGAGCCUACAUACCUGGGAGGGCCUCCACCGGGAAGCCUGCCAUGGGCCGAGGACAGGCCGUGCCGUCAGCAUCCACCAGGAGUAAACUUUCACAGCCCACCAGGAGGUCUUUUGGCAUGACUAAAAUCUCAGAUGAAUCCUGGAAAGACGGCUGUUACUGAGUCGGGCCGAUGAUGAAGGAUGUUCACUGCUGCAACCCUCACCUGAACUUUCCCCAAAACCUCAUCGUACAAACAACACAGCCAGUGUGUCCACGACUGUGUCAUAAGACCUCUCGGUCCCCCAUUUCAGACCUGAGCUCUGGGCUGCACUGGAUUCUUAGUUAAGACUCAUCUCUUUCCCUCGCAUGAAACAUUGUCAACCCACACAGAGAUGAUGUGUGGGAAGACAAGACGGCACACAUGCACACUCCACUUGUGAUAUGGACCAACUCAGAGCUUCCAGAAGAUUUGUUUGUGUCAAUUCUACUUAUUUUUCUAUGGUAAUUGUGAGAAACUGCUGGAAUAUUAAGGGUAAUAUUGCUGUUCUCUUGAUGUAAUUGAUAUGAAGACAAUUUAAAUGAAGAUAUUGCUGGUUUGUUCAUUUUCUGUGUGACUUCCUACUAGAUGAAGGUGCUGAGUGUUGCAUGCUUGGUUUUGUUGUUUCUACUUAUCCCUACAGCCUUUUCAUCAUUAUGUAACUGCAAUAUGACAAAUCUUCCAUGUGUCCCACAAUGAUCUGUGUGAAUUUAUGAAUGUUUGAUUGGUUCAUUGUAAAAUUAUCAUUAGAUUUGUGUUGUGUUUGUGUUCAGCUCUUUGAAUACACAGCAAUGCAACUCCUGUAAACCACACUGCCCUUAUAAAUAACACAAAAAAGGAAAAAUAUGGUUUGUGCCAAGGUGCAUUUCAGCUGCAACACUUUCUAAAACUAGAAGUAACCUUGAUUCAUUAAAGGUACUGUUACGGUACUGUGUUUUCCAGGCAUUUUUACUGCAUAUCCAGAGGUGGUUUUGAGUGUUUGCUUUUGGAUAUCACUGUAAUACAAAAAAUGUUUAUGCACGAAGGCCGCGUGCCUUAGACAGCUAUGCACCCUCAUGCAGAGUGCCUCUGAAAAUUAGGAGCUGUAAUGAAAAUGAGUAAUAAAAUCUACC